Sinocyclocheilus anshuiensis is the source of this 638-nucleotide messenger RNA. Its product is annotated as mucosa-associated lymphoid tissue lymphoma translocation protein 1 homolog. The transcript has 2 exons. The record is from RefSeq and is a predicted model, not a curated record. The coding region runs from base 17 to 577 and encodes 186 amino acids. Lineage: Eukaryota; Metazoa; Chordata; Actinopteri; Cypriniformes; Cyprinidae.
UGUGGACCCUAAGUUGAUGAAUAAAGAAACUCUGGAGGAAACAGGAAGCUUCUUACUUUCAGGCAGUCUUCCUCAUCACUGCCUCUACACCAGACUCAGCUCACUGCAGAAACUCAAGGAGGAACUAGCUUUCACUGUCUGCCUACAAGUCCAGUUUAACUCCCUAGAUGAGCUAGUCCAGUGGAACAUGGACGUUAGCAUCGGCAAGCCCCUCACCGCCAAACUGGAUCUCAACCGUCCCACCAGGAAGAACAGCUGUCAGCUGACGUGUCUCAUUCCGCACAGCCCCUCGACCAGCCCCAGCCACAGCCCCGCGUCUGACCGCCGCUUCCACAGCCAGAGCCCCUGCUUCCCCCAGCUGUACGCCAACCCCUACCUCAACGUCUGUGAGCCUCUCCACGGAGCUGUAGGGGGUUAUGGGGACUUUCGAUUGUACGUUGACCAUACAUAUCAAUAUGAGAAUAUGCCAUGCUCACCCUUCCUGAACCCACCAAGUAUUCCCAUUGAGACCACUGAUGACAUUGACGACAUGCAGAAUGAGUUCAUGAAUAGUUUGCAGCUCUAUAACCAUCCCUGAGUGAGUACACAGUGUUAAACAGAUGAUUGAAGGGAUACUCCACACAAAAAUGAAAAUUCUC